This is a messenger RNA of Prosopis cineraria, 768 nucleotides long. Its product is annotated as transcription factor bHLH70-like. Bases 151 to 558 code for a protein of 135 amino acids. The record is from RefSeq and is a predicted model, not a curated record. Lineage: Eukaryota; Viridiplantae; Streptophyta; Magnoliopsida; Fabales; Fabaceae. Gene Ontology annotation, molecular function: protein dimerization activity; DNA-binding transcription factor activity, RNA polymerase II-specific; RNA polymerase II cis-regulatory region sequence-specific DNA binding. Gene Ontology annotation, biological process: regulation of transcription by RNA polymerase II. The transcript has a single exon.
GCAUUACACCAACAAGCAUAUUCUAUGUGUAUUCCACCUCUGUUUUAUAUUCAAGAAACAGAGAUAAACAGAGUCAAAAUAUGACCCUUGAAAAAGAGGCUAACAGAGUGAUAAAAUAAAGGUUCCUUAACACUCUCGAAAUGGCUCAAAAUGGGAGGGAGGGAGUUUUCUACCACAGCAAAGUCUGAUCUGGUGAACAAUAGUGGCACUAGAGGCUGUAGACUUAUAGUUUUCGAGCAGCAUCCCUUCUCGUAUAGUUGCUACAAGGACCCAUACUCGUUCGCAACAGCUUGGAACCCCGACGACCAUGGUUUCCAUGCAAGAGAAGGCCCAAAUCGAAGGCUUGCGUCACUAAUCUCCCAUGCUCCCUCAGGUCGGCGUAAACGACGUCGCACCAAGAGCUCCAAGAUCAAGGAGGACCUCAAGAACCAGAGGAUGACUCACAUUGUAGUGGAGCGCAAUCGACGAAGACAGAUGAAUGACUACCUCACGGUGAUUCAUUCCUUGAUGCCUUUGUCUUAUGUUUGGGUAAUAAUCGGGGAGUUUCAGAGCAUUUGAUCAACCGAGCUUGGAGAGAGAGGAGGGAAGUGGAGUCAGAUGAGGAGGCAGAGGUGAGGUGUAAACAUAUAUAACACGAAAAUAUAGUGGCUUGUAACAUUAUAUUUUAUUAUUAAUGGUAUUGAAAAAUGCCGCAGAACGUGGGCCCCACUGACAAAUAAUUAACAUCAAGAACAUAGAGGCAGUAAAAUUUUAACGUUUAUUGAUAAA